AUGACAACCGACACUACCCAACCAUCUGCUCCGACUUCCCAUCCAACCUCAACCUCGACCACCUCCGCCGCAGUCCCCAUCCCAACUUCAACCUCAAACCCACAUCCCCGCUCCGUACCCCUCGCUCGUACCUCCUCCGCCUCUAGCUCCGUAAGCGGCGGGAUCCCAACUCGCCACCGCCCCGCCAACGUCGCAGAACUCCACCAAGAACUCGAACGUGAACAAGAAGGCGUUGUCAACCGCCUCCUCGGCCAAAUCACUCGAGUCGCACAAAAUGUCGCCGCCACACAUCCCGGCACGAACCCGGAUGACAUUGCCGCAGCCGCAGUACCCCUCUCGGCUUCUCCGCAACUAGCGGCGCCAAUCCAUUCGGGUCCACCGGGUCACCAUCAUCACCCUCCAAGUGUUACCGACAUGCCGUCUUCGUUCUCACCAGCGAUCGGCCGUUCUCGUUCGCCUGCCCCGAGUGGUCAUCAUGGAUAUGGUGGUGGGUAUCACCAUAAUACCUCGCAUUCACGACACAACUCGUUGUCGACUCGUUCGAGGAACAGUAGUCGUACUUCGUCGCCAUUGUUGUUGCCAGUUGGGAUGGAGUCUUCUGUCUGGCCUCAAACGGCGAAUGAUCCUUUCUUGAUGGGUGGACGUGAUGAAGUUGCGUUUUACAAGGCCGAGACGGAUAUGCUGCUUCGCGAGAAUGAAAUGCUGAAGAGGAGAAUCAAAGAGUUAGAGGACAAGGCUUCUGGGGGGGCUGAGGGGUCUACUUCAUCUGCGAAUGUCCCUGCUGCUUCCUCUGAGUCUAAGGAGAACACUCCAGCUGGAACUGCUUAA
Orbilia oligospora ATCC 24927 is the source of this 828-nucleotide messenger RNA. RefSeq lists its product as uncharacterized. Lineage: Eukaryota; Fungi; Ascomycota; Orbiliomycetes; Orbiliales; Orbiliaceae. The transcript has a single exon. The record is from RefSeq and is a predicted model, not a curated record. Bases 1 to 828 code for a protein of 275 amino acids.